Lethenteron reissneri (Far Eastern brook lamprey) is the source of this 588-nucleotide messenger RNA. Its product is annotated as dual specificity tyrosine-phosphorylation-regulated kinase 2-like. Gene Ontology annotation, molecular function: protein serine/threonine kinase activity; ATP binding. NCBI's taxonomy places the organism in Eukaryota, Metazoa, Chordata, Hyperoartia, Petromyzontiformes, Petromyzontidae. The record is from RefSeq and is a predicted model, not a curated record. Gene Ontology annotation, biological process: peptidyl-serine phosphorylation; peptidyl-threonine phosphorylation.
AUGGCUUGCAUGGAGAAGGCAGGACAUGCCAAGGAAGACCACAGCCAGUGGAUGGAGUACCACAUCUUGCUCCAACUUCAGGGCUGGGCCAAUGAUGAUGUCAACGUUGUCAGAAUCCUCGACUUUUUCACCUUCAGGGGUCACAACUGCCUCGUCAUGCAGCUCAUACCGAAAAGACGUCUGUUAAGUGCCAUUGAUUGCACGGCACCCCAGCACAUUGAGAUGACAAUGGUGAAACUCUUCACCAAGUCCAUCCUCAAAUUCCUCAUUCAUCUCCAUGCAAAGGGAAUCGUGCAUGGGGAUAUCCAGCCGAGGAACAUGUCGAUUAAAGAGCCUGGGGCAGGGACCAUCCGGAUGAUGAGUUUUGAAAACAGCUUUUUGGUGGGACGCCAACGUUCACAGAUUUUUGGUUCCCCUGCGUACCUUGCCCCAGAGGCAUACCUGGGCCACAUGUCAUCUUUCCCGGUUGACAUGUGGGGGCUGGGGUGUACAGUGGCCGAGUUGGCUACCGGGCGCAUCCUCUUUCCGGCCAUCAACAAACACGACCAGCUCCCGUGUUAUAUGGAGGUAUUGCCCACACAGCAGUAA